Molecule: messenger RNA, 393 nt
Organism: Clunio marinus
Lineage: Eukaryota; Metazoa; Arthropoda; Insecta; Diptera; Chironomidae
Source: the annotation of a GenBank genome assembly
AUGCAAUCAAAGGUAAAGCGAAAACUUUUGGCUGAAUUAAAACAGUUGAAGAUACGACAAAAAUGUGUGGAGAAGAAUAUCACGUGGUCGAUUAAGCUUAAAGAUGUUGAAGACGAUGAAUUAGAGUUUCUGAAAUCUGUUGAAAAAAUGAAAACUCAAUUUGAAAAAAAUUACAAAGCCAAUGUGAAUGAUGCAAAAUCAACUGUGAAAGAAUGUUUAACAAAAGUUCAUCAAUUUCAAAAGACGAUUGCAAACUAUGAAGAGGAUUUAUUAGCAGCACGACCUUCAGAACUUCUUAAAACUAUGGCUGAGAUCAACGUGCUUCUGUCUGAAAAUCUUUACAUUUGUAACAAGGAAAUGGCAUCGCUGAAGUUUCAAAGUGAACAUUUUUAA